This is a messenger RNA of Beta vulgaris subsp. vulgaris (sugar beet), 960 nucleotides long. RefSeq lists its product as uncharacterized. NCBI's taxonomy places the organism in Eukaryota, Viridiplantae, Streptophyta, Magnoliopsida, Caryophyllales, Amaranthaceae. The record is from RefSeq and is a predicted model, not a curated record. The transcript has 4 exons. The coding region runs from base 1 to 960 and encodes 319 amino acids.
AUGUUGACAGGCCAUCGUAAUUUGUGUAAAGAACAACUUCGGCUAAGUAAAGAAGUAUUUAUAAGUCUUGCUAAUAUCCUUAGAGAACAACAACUCUUAGUAGCUGGUAGAUAUAUAAGCAUUGAAGAGCAACUUGGGUUAGGUUUGUACAUGCUAGCUAAACCUGCUUCUGUUCGUGAUGCUGCUGAAAUAUUUCAACACUCAACAUCAACUAUUUCGAUGUAUUUCAAAAAGGUAUUACAAGCAUUGGAAGCAUUGUCGAGUCAAAUAAUUCGACCAUAUCAAAGUAUGUAUGAGACACCUCCUGAAAUACAAAGCAACAUCAAAUACUGGCCUUUCUUCAAGGAUUGUGUUGGUGCCAUAGAUGGUACCCUUAUACAAUCAGUUGUUGCAGAUGAUGUAGGCAGGGCUUUUAGAGAUCGUCACGGGGAGAAAACAUGGAAUGUGAUGGAUGUGUGUUCACUCAACAUGUUGGUUACUCACAUCAAUGUGGGCUACGAAGGGAGUGCACAUGAUACAACUGUAUGGAGGCGAAGCUUAGGAGAUGCCAGAAUGGGAUUCCCUCAUCCACCAUCUGGAAAAUACUAUGUAGUCGAUUCAGCGUAUCCUAAUACACUCGGGUACUUGAGUCCAUAUCUAGUACCUGGGUUGAGGUGGAAGGUGCUAAAAUCGAUGCCGCAAAUGGACGAGGCUAAUCAGUUGAAAAUUAUUGUAGCUUGUUUCACCUUACACAAUUUUAUUCGUUUACAUGAUCUAGGGAUUCCUUUCACACACCAAAUUGAAGUCAUGGAACAAAGAGCUGAUCAUAAUAUGUACGAUGAUAACAGAAAAAUAGCUAUGGAUAGUGUGCGACAACAAAUAACUGAAGCAAUAUGGGACUUAAUGCAGAAUAAUCCCGAGGUGAUGGAACAAAUAUUUGGACAAGAAGAAGACGAAGAAUUAACCGAUUAUGAAAUCUAG